This is a messenger RNA of Sarcophilus harrisii (Tasmanian devil), 6101 nucleotides long. RefSeq names its product cytoplasmic polyadenylation element binding protein 3 (gene CPEB3). NCBI's taxonomy places the organism in Eukaryota, Metazoa, Chordata, Mammalia, Dasyuromorphia, Dasyuridae. Gene Ontology annotation, biological process: negative regulation of cytoplasmic translation. Gene Ontology annotation, cellular component: synapse; nucleus; neuron projection. The coding region runs from base 114 to 2201 and encodes 695 amino acids. The record is from RefSeq and is a predicted model, not a curated record. The transcript has 10 exons. Gene Ontology annotation, molecular function: translation factor activity, RNA binding; ribosome binding; mRNA regulatory element binding translation repressor activity.
AGUCUCCUUUUUUUUUUUCCUGCCCGAGGGGAGAAAUGUCCUUCGUGCGGCUCUCUAAGAAACAGCAAGAUGUACCGGUCCAGCGCUGUCAAUAGGAAAAAGCUGCGCAAACCAUGCAGGAUGAUUUACUGAUGGACAAAAGCAAAACCCAGCCCCGGCAGCAGCAGCAGCAGCAGCAGCAGCAGCAGCAGCAAGAGCCAAACGCAGCGGAAGCCUCUUCCACGCCCCUCUCCUCAGAGACCCCCAAGCCGGAGGACAGCAGCCCAGUGACGAGUCUCAAUCCAACUGCGGCGGCUGCUGCGGCUCCUUCUUCGACGGUUCCCAAUAGCAAGGAGAAGAUGCAGAUGGAAUCCCCGCUUCUACCCGGCUUGAGCUUUCAUCAGCCCCCGCAGCAGGAGCCUGCCGCGGCGCCGGGCACAUCCUUGUCCCCUUCCUUUGGGAGCACCUGGUCGACGGGCACUACGAACGCCGUAGAGGACAGUUUUUUCCAAGGGAUCACCCCAGUCAAUGGGACCAUGCUUUUCCAGAAUUUCCCUCACCACGUCAACCCGGUCUUCGGAGGCACUUUCUCCCCGCAGAUCGGCCUAGCGCAGGCUCAGCACCACCAACAGCAGCAGCCUCCGCCGCCGCCACCGCCGCCUGCCCCGCAGCCUCAGCCGCCACCGCCGCCUCAACAGCAGCAGCAGCCACCGCCGCCACAGCCCCAGCCGCCGCCGCCCGCACAGCCGCAGGCACAGCAGCAGCAGCAGCAACAGCAGCAGCAGCAACAGCAGCAGCAGCGCAGGUCGCCGGUGAGUCCGAACCAGGCGUCCUACACCCAAAGGAACGCCGCGGCGUACAGCCAUCAGCCCAUCAUGACCAGCAAGCCGUCCUCUGCCUCUGCCUCCUCAUCCUCCUCCAGCUGGAACAAUCACCAGAACGCCGCCUGGAGCACCCCUUCCAAUCCCUGGGGCGGGCUGCAAGCUGGCAGGGACCCUCGCCGAGCGGUCGGCGUAGGGGUCGGGGUCGGAGUCGGGGUCGGCGUGCCGUCUCCCCUCAAUCCCAUCUCCCCUCUCAAAAAACCCUUCUCCAGUAAUGUGAUUGCGCCUCCGAAGUUCCCCCGGGCGGCCCCUCUCACCUCCAAAUCCUGGAUGGAGGAUAACGCUUUUCGGACCGAUAAUGGUAACAAUCUGUUGCCAUUUCAGGACCGGAAUAGGCCCUAUGACACAUUUAACUUGCACUCUUUGGAGAACUCUUUAAUGGAUAUGAUAAGGACUGAUCAUGAGCCUCUGAAAGGACGCAUGGGAAUAAAUUUCCAUCACCCAGGAACAGAUAACAUUAUGGCACUUAACAGUCGGUCUUCUCUCUUUCCCUUUGAAGAUGCCUUUCUAGAAGACAGUCAUGGUGACCAGUCUUUAUCAUCAGGCCUGAGCUCUCCAACUCGCUGUCAGAAUGGUGAAAGAGUGGAACGCUAUUCUAGAAAGGUGUUUGUUGGAGGCCUGCCUCCUGACAUCGAUGAAGAUGAGAUUACUGCCAGCUUUCGUAGGUUUGGACCUCUUGUGGUGGACUGGCCUCACAAAGCUGAAAGCAAGUCAUAUUUUCCACCUAAAGGCUAUGCCUUUCUGCUGUUCCAGGAGGAAAGCUCAGUACAAGCUUUGAUAGAUGCCUGUCUAGAAGAAGAUGGUAAACUUUACCUGUGUGUGUCAAGUCCCACCAUAAAAGAUAAACCGGUGCAAAUUCGACCAUGGAACCUAAGUGACAGUGACUUUGUAAUGGAUGGCUCUCAGCCUUUGGACCCCAGAAAAACUAUCUUUGUUGGGGGAGUUCCACGACCCCUUCGAGCUGUUGAAUUGGCAAUGAUUAUGGACCGUCUUUAUGGGGGUGUCUGCUAUGCUGGCAUUGAUACAGACCCAGAACUGAAGUACCCAAAAGGCGCUGGCCGGGUGGCUUUCUCCAAUCAGCAGAGUUAUAUCGCCGCUAUCAGUGCACGGUUUGUGCAGCUCCAACACAACGACAUUGACAAACGGAUAAGAAAACUGACCCUCAGAGUGGAGAGAGCACCGGAUCUGGAGGCAGGAAGACCUCAGACUCUUACUAGCUGUGUGACCCUGGGAAAACCAUUUAACCUCUGCAAGCCUCAGUUUCUUAUCUGUUAUAUGGAGAUAAUAAUAGCUCCUUACAGAACUGAUAUAAAGGCCAUAGCCUCUAUGACUACUUAUUAAAAAUGUUACUCUUAGAAUGGCAUUUUUUUUAAGAGUUGUUGAGAUGGAAACCAUUGCCUUUUAGACUAGUCAGUUUUCCAAAAUCUUGGUUUCCAUUCCUUAAAAUUAGCAGAUUAGGUAAUCUAAGGUCCAUUCUAGCCUUAACAUGCUAAAAAAAUUUUAACUCUCUGAUUUGGUUUGUAAACCUAAAAGUAUAUAGAAAUCACAGUUAUUUAGAGGGUAUUAUUCAUAGAUUUAAAUUAAGUUUAAAAAAAAAAAAAAGAGGUAAAAAACCCCUAGAUAUUUAGCUAUACCAAGAGUGACUUAGCAUCUAUCACCAGUAUAUUUCAGGGCCCAGUGAAAAAUACAUCUUCACCCAGUUUUGUUUGUGUUUUUGCCCUAAAACAUGCAAAAAAAAAGCCUUUUAAAAAUUCUUAACAUGAUAGGUAUCCAAGUAUGUCUAUAUCUUUAUAAAUGAAGAAGGAUGGAUGGGAGGUUUCACUUUCAUGGCACCCUAGUAAUUAAAAAUCCUAGUGCCAAGUGCAGGGCUUCAUAUGUAAUCGCUUUAUAAAUUGUUUCAAUUAAAAGAUUUAUUGGACAUCUACUUUGUCAGAAUGGUUUGCUACAGAGAAAGAAAGUCUAAGCAUGACUCCGUCUUUGCCCUCAUGGAUCUUAUAGUCAAGUAGGACAUAACAUCUUGUUGACAAAUAGCCUUCCCCUUGACCUAUCAUUUCAUUGAAAUUCAAUAAUAGAACUUGGCUCAAGAUCUUCCCAUCUUGAAGUCUGGAUCUCUCUUUCAAUACUUUACUAAACAAGAAUACCCUGAAUACAUUAGAAAAAGGCAAAGCUGAGUGAUAUGUGACGUUCAAGAGAGAAAGUGGGAAACAGGGAGGUGGAAUCACAGCAAAGCAUUUCAUGGAUGAGGAAGUAUUUGAGUUGAACUUUAAGGGACGGGUAUACAUUCUAAGAGGAAGAAAGGAAAUAAAUGGAUAAAUAUCAAAAAAUAUGAUACAUCAGGAAAAUCAUUGCUUUGGAGUCAAGACUUGAAUACCACCUGAUCCUUAUCCUACCACUUGUUCUCAGUGCCGUAUACCACAUUACUUUGUAUAUCCAUUGAUUUUACUUAUACACGAUAUUCCUUCUCUUAUCCCCUUCUCUUGCCUUGAGCAAAACUGUUUCAGUUUUGUCUGAUAUUCCCAGUACCUAGCACUGCGCCAGACACAUGGUAGACACUUAAGAAAGGCUUGUUGAAUUCAGUUGAAACCAGUGGGCCUCUACCUUAUUAUAUCUUGGGACCAGAACUGCAGCUCUCUCAUUUUCUAGUUCUCUUGUACUCUCAUUAGUAUUAUCUUCAAGAAUUUUUGCAGGAAUCUUUUUAAGCCAUUUGCCAGUUUUUUGAAAGCUAGUUUAGAUAAAGCUAGAUAAUACGCUCCAUAGCUUCACUUAACUGAGCACGUACCAACUGCAAUGUGUCACAAUAUUCUAAAAGCAAGCAAAAUAGAGCAUUCCCACCAGCCCCUUUGUUUUGGAGCUCUCCUUCCUCAGCAUAGCACAUGUACUAUAUGUUACAUGCAAUACCUGACAUAUAGAAGCAAUAGUCUCAAUCCCCAUAAUAAUAAUAAUAAGAUUUCUUUUAUUAUAUUUUAAAACAAAAAUAAAUACAAAUGGAAGUCACAACAUUUUCUUUCCAUGUCAUUCUAGUGGAUCGUCUUGCAUCCCCCCUUGCAUGUGUGUACCCUACUUGAAAGACAGCAGGUCUGAUAGUUCCCCUUGGAUAUGCCAUUAUCUCCAUUUUCACUCUAUCUCAGCCACGGUUAGGGAGUGAUAAUAUCUUGAUAUGUCAACCAUAACUCUCCCAACUCUAUACUCCAGAACUCUGAAGUUCCUCAUUCUAACUAAAGCUACUAUGCUUCAAUCUUUUCUGUUGCCUUAUCCCUUCUAAAGCUUUCUUGGCUGCUGUUCUCCCAGCCUGUCACCCUUGCCUUGUUCUCCCUUCCCUAACUUUAUAGUCUUGACAUUGUGGUUCUCUUCUUCUGCUGUGUUCUUAUGAGUCACUUCAAAUUCCUUUCCCCUUUGAUCUCACCUUUGAUCAGAUUUCAGCUCAAGACAAGCCUUACUAAUCACUUCCAGUUUCUACUUACCUGCUGCUCAAUAUUCCUGAAGUUCUGUCUGUGUUUCUAGAACUUUAUCUUAUCUAACCUUAGCUGGGCCCUCCUUUCUGUGCAUCAUUCUUUUUAUUUUUCUAUGACUGACUUUCUGUAAUUUCUCUGAUAAUCUCAGGGGUUCUUAGAUCAUUUACUACUUCUGCUACCUCCUCCCCUUCUAAAGAAAAUCUUCUUCCUACUUAGAAAAUAAAAGUUAUCUGUCAGCAGUCCUUUGUUCUUUCCCUCACCAUUUUGUCCCUUCUUCCUCUUUUUUUCUCUGCUGGCUAGAGCUGCCCCAGCUUUUUUGGCCACAUCUAACACUGUAUAAUAUGUCUUUGAUCAGUUGCCCUCCAUCAUCCUUUCUCUUUCAUCGAUAUUUUCUUCUUAUCCAUACUAUUUCCUUGGUGAUAUUUUCCCAUGAGUUCAUUUUAGCAUCUCUAUGGUAAGGAUUUGGACUUAGAACUACCAUUCAUUCCAAUCCAUUGCCCAUAAAACGCCAAUACAAGUAGUCACCCAUCCCUCAUUGCCUCCCAAGGGAGUCCUCUCCACAUUAGUUACUUCUGAGGACUGGUUUUCCUAAAUCUGAGCCCCAAUCAGCCUCUCUACAACUUCUUCCCAUUGGGUCCUGGAUAAUGCUGCUUCUCCAUGUCCAUCUUUCAGCUUCCCUAAGGCAGUUGCCUUUCUUGCCACCAUGUUCCCUUCUGGAGGCUGAAAGCCACCAGCUUCAACACCAGAUCCUUGUGGGACAUAGUCUUUAGGCUCCUCCUCACUUUAGUUGCCGUUUUCCAGAAAAGCUUCUUCUGGUUAAUGUUGUUCCUAAAAGGCCAUGCUCAGAAGCAAUCACAGCACUCCACAUGGGGGUCUAGCCAGCCUGAAAGACUGUGUGGGGAACAUCACCUCAUCUGCUUUCAAGAUAAGAACAAACUUUAGAGCUCUCAUUUACUUACACUGUGCUUUAAGGUUUGGGAAACUCUUUCCAUAGGUGAUCUCAUUUGGCCUUCCCAACCUGAGGUGCUGUAGCAAAUAUAAUCCCCGAUUUACAGAUGAGGAAACUGAGGACAGGAGGGGAGGAAGUGGCUUGCCCAGAUUCACAUGGCUAUUAACUGUCAAAUGAGAGAUUUAAAUUCAGGUCUUUCUGACUGCAAAUCAAGUAUUCUCUCCAUUUUGCCACCUAGCUGCUCACCUACCUGGAUCUCUCCUUGUCUUCUGAGUGAUCCUUCCUACCAUUCACUCACCAAGGUAGAAAUAGAAUCCUGUGCUUCCACCUGCCUGAUCAUCUCCUUGCCCUGCUCCUAUAUCUUAGCUUUUGCUGUUUUCUUUCCCUGCAAUGCCUUCCCACCCAAGUCCCAGCUCUUCCACCAAGCCCACAUCGGCUUUAUCUUCUCUGCUUUCUGCUAGAAUUCCUGAAGCUGGCAUAGAGUUCUAUGCCCACCAAAUGGUUAUGCAACUGCUUUGUGGCUGUGCCAUGGAUACACAUAUGUGAGUAUCCAUGUGUGUUAUUUAGGUUCUAAGCUCCAUGAGGGUAGAAGUCAUAACGUACCCUUAUUUUGUCUGCUUUAUGUAACAUUAAGCAAUGAAAAAGAACUACAUCUCUCUUGUUGGGGGAGAGAUAGAAUACAAGUGUAAAAUGUCACAGAUGGUAUCAAAAAAUGGCAGUUUUAGUUUUGCUUAAGUGUUUUUUUUGUUGUUGUUACAAGAAGCAGGGAGGGCUUGAGUGUGUAAAGACUUGACUGUAAUGAAAAGGCAUCUGUGAAAUGGAAUAGAAAAAUAUAAACCA